Mangifera indica (mango) is the source of this 600-nucleotide messenger RNA. Its product is annotated as protein THYLAKOID ASSEMBLY 8, chloroplastic-like. The coding region runs from base 1 to 600 and encodes 199 amino acids. The record is from RefSeq and is a predicted model, not a curated record. Gene Ontology annotation, biological process: Group II intron splicing; chloroplast organization. Gene Ontology annotation, molecular function: protein binding; RNA binding. The transcript has a single exon. Lineage: Eukaryota; Viridiplantae; Streptophyta; Magnoliopsida; Sapindales; Anacardiaceae.
AUGGCUUCCUCUCUUCACUCAAAUCUCACUUUUCUUCAUCCCUUUCUGAAACCCAAUCCAAUCACCACCCAGCCAACCAACUUCCAUCAUAUUCCCAUACAGUGCGGCCCACGAAGCAACCGUGGACCUCUAGUCAAAGGCAGAAUCCUAAGCACAGAAGCAAUCCAAGCCAUCCAAUCCCUAAAAUGUGCCCAAAAAACAAACUCACUGAGCCCCUCCUACCCCUCCCUCUCUCGCCUCCUCAAGGCCGACCUCCUCGCCGUCCUCCAUGAGCUCCUCCGCCAGGGAGAGUGCGCCGUCGCCCUCCACGUCUUCUCCGUCAUCCGGGCACAAUACCCGGAUGAGGACUUGGGUUUACUCGUAGAUAUGAUCAGUGCGCUGGGUAAGAAUGGGAUGGGGGAUGAGAUUGACCAUCUGAUUGACGAGUUGGAGGAGAUCGACGGUGGUGAUGAAAAGGGUCUUCUGAGAGUGAUUAAGGGUGUGAUUGAAACCGGGUCGAAGUCAUCAACGUUUAGGAUAUGUGAGGUGAUGAAAAGAGGUGGGGUGGGGUCUAGUUGGAAAGUUGAUGAGUAUGUGGGUAAGGUUUUGACUUUUGAGUAG